Molecule: messenger RNA, 2390 nt
Organism: Alternaria alternata
Lineage: Eukaryota; Fungi; Ascomycota; Dothideomycetes; Pleosporales; Pleosporaceae
Product: glycoside hydrolase
Exons: 4
Coding region: 343-2073 (576 amino acids)
Biological process (GO): oligosaccharide catabolic process
Molecular function (GO): alpha-amylase activity
Source: RefSeq, a predicted model, not a curated record
CGAUGGAAACCAUCUGUGGGGAAGUUGUCGCUCAGUUUUGUGGGGAUCUCCAGCUCCAGAGAGCCGGUCCGAGGUUCAGCGAAUGAGCACUUGUAUAAUCCUACCGAGAAUUCUUCCGGACUUGGGGCGGGGCCUCCACGUGCAGAAUCCGAUGAUUAGAUCUCAACGACAACUCACUCCAUCUGAUAAAGGCGCAUAUUGCAAGACGUUUAUAAGAAAGCUACUGGUGCCGUUUUCAAGCCACCGAACGAACGCUUGUCCUUUUUGACGCUGCGUACUACUCUUACAAUACUCAGGUGGCCAAGCGUUUUACAAACGACACAAAAGUUUAACAGCAUCACAAUGACUGUUCCUCAAAGGCCUUGGUGGAAGGAUGGUGUCGUGUACCAGAUAUACCCUGCUUCCUUCAAAGACUCCAAUGGCGAUGGCAUUGGUGACCUUAACGGCAUCAUCUCAGAGUUGGACUACAUCCGCUCUAUCGGUGUUGACGUCAUUUGGAUUUGUCCCAUGUACGAUUCACCUCAAGUCGACAUGGGGUAUGACAUUCGUGACUAUGAGGAUGUGUACAGACCAUAUGGUACCGUCCAAGACAUGGAGAGACUGAUUGCCGAGACACAUUCACGAGGCAUGAAGAUCAUAUUAGAUCUGGUAGUCAACCACACUUCUGACCAGCACAAAUGGUUUCAAGAGUCACGGUCGUCAAAAGAUAACCCCAAGAGAGACUGGUACAUCUGGAGACCAGCUCGGUAUGUUGACGGUCAGCGCAAAGCUCCCAACAAUUGGGUCUCCAACUUCACAGGGAGUGUUUGGGAAUGGGAUGAACACACCCAAGAGUACUACCUCCAUCUCUUCUGCCCUGAACAACCCGAUCUCAAUUGGGAAAAUCCAGAAACUCGACAAGCCAUCUACAAGUCCGCUAUGGAAUUUUGGCUACAGCGUGGUGUCGACGGCUUCCGUGUUGAUACUGUCAACAUGUACAGCAAGGGUGAGAUGCUAGACGCCCCAGUCACUGAUCCAGGUUCCGAAUGGCAGUUUGCUGGAUACCAGUACUGCAAUGGUCCAAGGAUGGCAGAGUUCUUGAAUGAGAUGAACCAGAUCUUAGAGAAGUACGAUGCCAUGACAGUUGGCGAAUGUCCGCACACACGCGACAUGAAGAGGGUACUAGAAUACGUCAGCGCGAAAGAGAAGCAGCUAAACAUGGUCUUCCAAUUCGAUGUCGUCGACGUCGGUCAAGGUCCCUACAAGUUCCAAACCACACCCAAGAACUGGACACUUCCAGACUUCAAGCGUGCGAUGGCCCGCACACAAGAUUUAAUUCGCUCCCCCUCAGAUGGCUGGACCACUGUCUUCCUCGAGAAUCACGACCAAAGUCGGUCUAUCUCGCGUUUUACUUCUGAUGCGCCUGAGCACCGCGUCGCAGGCGGUAAGAUGCUCGCAUUGAUGAUGGCAGCACUCAGCGGCACACUAUUCAUCUACCAAGGCCAAGAAAUUGGUAUGACCAACUUCCCUCUAACCUGGGAUAUGAGCGAGUACAAAGAUGUCGACUCGUCGAACUACUACAAAAUGGUAGCUGCGCGGACAAACAACGAUCCUAAGGCCCUCGAAGAUGCGCAUGUGUCGCUUCAGCACCUUGCUAGAGAUCAUGCUCGUGUCCCAAUGAGCUGGUCGACUGCACCACACAACGGCUUUUCGCCUCCGGACGCAACCGCAAAACCGUGGAUGCGGCCCCUCGAGGAUGCGGAUGUAUGCAACGCCACCCAGCAACAAAGCGACAAGAAUUCCGUCCUGGCUUUCUGGAAGCGUAUGUUACAAGUGCGCAAACAGCACAACGAUCUCCUUGUUCACGGUCAGUACGACGAUUUGGACUUGGAGAGCAAAGAUUUCUUCGUUUUCAGCAAGACAUGGAACGAGAAGAAGGCAGUAUGCAUUUGCAACUUCACGGAUAAAAAGAAGGAUCUGGUAUUCCCAGAAAGCGUGAUGGGCAAGAAGAUGGACCUUCUUGUUAGCAGUGUUGAUGACUGCGAGGAGAAGAAGUUGGCUGCUUUUGAAGGGAGGAUCUAUUUACUUGCGUAGAUAGCAUCACCUGAACAGAUUUUCUGCUUGAUGCUAUACCUCACUGAGCUACAUGAGCGACCUGCAUCGAUAGACGAUGUGAGAUAUUGUUCCAGGUAGCCAACUGCCCACUUCUCGCCUCCAAUCUGGGGAUCUCUUGGGCUUGGGUCUGCACCAAUUCGUCGGCCAAAUCUUCUAAUCCUGCAGCUGUCUUCGACUGCGUAACCUGGUACCAAGGGUCGUUCGCGCCACCAGGACUGCCAAGUGGCAAGUUCGGCGAGCUAGCGUUGCUGAGUGCUUCAGGGAACAUAGUCUGUAGUCGUAACAAUUUCUCUUGC